AUGGCGCCACCAACUCAGAAGCCUAAAGGUGGCUCCUCAAAGCCAAAGAAGUCGAGUGCUAAAGCGAACCAGGCUGCUAAAGCCACCCUCAGAGGCGUUCACACCGGAAAAGCCCGCAAAAUCCGCACAUCGACCACCUUCCACAGACCCAAGACGCUCGUUCUCUCCCGAUCUCCCAAAUAUCCGCGCAAGUCCAUACCCCAUGAGACGAGACUCGACCACCACAAGGUCCUCAUCCACCCGUUGAACACCGAGAGCGCGAUGAAGAAGAUCGAGGAGCACAAUACGUUGGUGUUCAUCGUGGACACCAAGGCCAACAAGCGACAGAUCAAGGAUGCUUUGAAGAAGUUGUACGACGUGGACACCGUCAAGAUCAACACUUUGAUCAGACCCGAUGGCACGAAGAAGGCGUUUGCGAGAUUAACGUCGGAUGUGGAUGCGCUGGACAUCGCGGCUACGAAGUUGUCGAUUGUGUAA
Cladophialophora psammophila CBS 110553 is the source of this 477-nucleotide messenger RNA. Its product is annotated as large subunit ribosomal protein L23Ae. The transcript is spliced from 3 exons. Gene Ontology annotation, biological process: ribosomal large subunit assembly; translation. Gene Ontology annotation, cellular component: cytosolic large ribosomal subunit; ribosome. The record is from RefSeq and is a predicted model, not a curated record. Gene Ontology annotation, molecular function: structural constituent of ribosome. Bases 1 to 477 code for a protein of 158 amino acids. NCBI's taxonomy places the organism in Eukaryota, Fungi, Ascomycota, Eurotiomycetes, Chaetothyriales, Herpotrichiellaceae.